AUGUCAUUUCAAAAUAAAGAAAAAAGAAUAAAUAUAAAAGAAGCAUCAAUAGAAAUUGAAGGUUUGAGCGAUAAUAAAAAAUAUCAAGAUAUUAAAUAUCUUGAUAACAUAUUAGGUUGUAUCUAUGGAAAUUGUUUAGGAGAUGCAUAUGGGCUAAGCACAGAAUUUUUAAAUAAAGAAAAAAUAUGUGAACUAUAUCCAGACCCCAAUGUAUUUAUAGACUUCCCAAAUUAUAUUACAAAUAGACAUAAUAGACGUUGGGAUAAAGGUGAUUGGACAGAUGACACUGACCAAAUGAUAUUAAUUUUACAAACCUUAAUAGAAUGUAAUGGUGAAAUAGAUAUUAAACUAUUUUCAAAUAAAUUAAAAAACUGGGUAGAAAAUGGAUUUGAAGAAUUAGGUGAUCAAAGUGGUAUGGGGUUAGGGCAAACUGUUGGAUCUGUAGUUUUUAAUGAAAAUUUUCAAGAUGAACCAACUAUGGUUAGUAAAUUUGUUUGGAUCAAUGGUGGUAAAAAAAUGGCAGCAAAUGGUAGUUUAAUGAGAACCUCAAUUUUAGGGUGUAUGGAUUUUCUAGAUGACGCCAAAGUAUUUCAAAACACAUUGGAAUGUUGCAAAGUAACUCAUUAUGAUAGUAGAUGUAUUGUCAGUUGUUUAUUAUUUACAAAAAUAAUAUCAGAUAUUUUGAAAUAUAACAAUAAUAAUAAUAAUCAAGAUGAUGAAAAAUUAAAAAUAAUUAUUGAUCAGAUAAUUAAUAAUUUAACAAAUAAUCAAAAAUAUAAUCAAAUUGCCAAUUUAUUGUUUCAAUCAAAUCAAAUGAUCAGCAAAGAAGAAAAAAUUGAAAAUUUCAAAUUAUUUAAUCAAUAUGUAAAUUUUAAUGAAUGGUCAGAAUUAGAUUUAGACGAAGGCUCAUCAAUUGGAUAUGUUUACAAAUGUUUAGGAUCUGCAAUUUUAUCACUAAGAAAAUUUAAUCAAUACUAUUUUCAAAAUAAUAAUGAUUCUAAAGAGAAAUCCUUUGUAUUUAGAAAAGUUUUAGAUGAAUUAAUUAGAGAAGGUGGUGAUUCCGAUACAAACGGUUCAACAGCAGGCUCAUUGUUAGGUUCAAUUAUUGGUUACUCAAAUUUACCAAAAGAUAUGCUGUUAGCAUUACCAAAUAAAUCAUGGUUGGAUCAACAAGUUUUAAAAUUUAUUGAUAUUGUAAUCGAUAGAAUUAAUUCAAACAAAAUCAAUUCUUUUACUUUUAAUAAUUUAAAAGAUCAAUUACCACUAUCAUAUAUUAAUGAAACUGAUGAUAAUCCAUACAUUAAUUUUAAUUUAAAAAAUAAAAAUAAAAAAAUGGAAUCAAAUAUUAAUGUUGAAAAUAAAAACAGUAAUUGUUCAGUUCAAUAA
Molecule: messenger RNA, 1386 nt
Organism: Dictyostelium purpureum
Lineage: Eukaryota; Evosea; Eumycetozoa; Dictyosteliales; Dictyosteliaceae
Exons: 2
Coding region: 1-1386 (461 amino acids)
Source: RefSeq, a predicted model, not a curated record